This is a messenger RNA of Acanthoscelides obtectus, 3001 nucleotides long. The record is from the annotation of a GenBank genome assembly. NCBI's taxonomy places the organism in Eukaryota, Metazoa, Arthropoda, Insecta, Coleoptera, Chrysomelidae.
UGUCAAUGUCACGUCAUGUGUCAUAAGAUACCUAGAGGUUGUCUAUGCACGUGGUAGUAAAAAAAUACCGAAAAUAAAGUGCAAAAAUACUUAAAAAAUGUCUGUUUUACAACGUGUGGUAAAACCUACCACACGAAAAGGUAAAAAGGUCCUACUGAAGAAAGAACCGCAGCUCAUAGAGGAAUCCAAACGUGCCCUGUUCCUCUAUGGAAGAAAGGCUUCAGAGAAAGUUCGAAACUUGGUGAAGGACCUAUAUGAUUUCAAAAAGCCUGACGCCUUAAAAUUGAGCCGAAAACAUGACAUAACUGUCUUUGAAAAUGCAAAACCUGUAGAGGACUUUUGUAAAAAAUUUGAAUCAUCAUUGUUUCUCUUGGGAUCACAUAGCAAAAAAAGACCCGAUAACGUCGUUUUAGGCAGAACAUUCAAUUACAACCUGUUAGAUAUGAUAGAAUUGUUUGUAGAACAUUAUGAAGGUAUGAGUGAGUUUACUGGUCCAAAGAUACUACUGGGCACAAAACCAUGUCUGAUAUUUAAUGGGCCACUUUGGGAGCAAAAUACUGAACUAAAACAGCUCAAAUCACUGUUUAUAGAUUUUUUUCAUAGAGAAACUGUAGAUAAUAUUAGGCUACAAGGUAUAGAGCAUACUAUAAGUUUUAAUGCAACAGCAGAUGGUAAAAUUCACCUGAGGUCUUACAAGAUUAUGCUGAAAAAGUCUGGGCAGAGGACACCACGGGUGGAACUGGAAGAAAUAGGUCCCCGAGUCGACUUCAGACUGAGACGCAGCAAGUUACCUGACGAAGACCUGAUGCGCGAAGCGUGUCGCAAACCCAAAGAACUGAAGGUGACGAAGAAGAAGAAUAUCAGCGCCGACGAUUUGGGUAACGUGCACGGCCGUAUCCAUAUAGGCAAACAAAAUAUCGAUAAGAUUCAGACCAGGAAGAUGAAAGGGCUGAAGAAGACGGCAGCUGAAAGGAAAGCAGAGAAGACGAAAGUCCUCAGAGCGAUAAAUGCUAAUGAAAUUGUGCAGACAGGAUAGGUGGUUAUGUUUUCAAUUGGUUGAAUAGUUGUAAGUUUAUGCCAUAUUGAAUAUGAAUCAGUUCUUUCAGGAAGUGUUCUCACCAAAAGCAACCCCAACCUCAUAUUUUGUGUUGCCACCAUAGCAACUGGCAGUCUUAAUUUUGAGGUUGUAGAUAAAGCCACUGUCUGUAUAUUUCCUACUACUACUAAUAAUAAAAUGAAAGCAAGUAGACUAUUUUGUUUCUCAAAAACUAUGAUUGAAAGGAAAACCGCAUAUGUAAGGUAUUUUGCCAAUAAGAUCUAUCCCAAUCAAUAAGUGGUAUUUUUUUACUAAAGAACUCCUGAUACAUAUAUAUACAAGGUGUCCUGAAAAUGAAGAAUGAUCCUGCAACUGCAAAUUGGUCACGUCAUGAUCUACUAUAUGACAACCUUUUGUUCUGGUAAAAGGCUUAUAGUUUUAAUUUUUUGGGUUAAAACUGGCUUACAUACAGUUAAUCCAUCGACAUUUCGAUCUUCUUGAACCAGGAUUGUUGAAUUAAACUUUCCAUCUGGCACAGUAUUAUUUUAUUAUUUCUUAAGAUGGCGAAAAACCCACAUAAAAAUCAUACCAAAGUCUAAGUUUCAGUGAAAACCUUUCUAACGCCAGACAUUCAUACCCUGAACUUAGAAUUAGGUAUGGCAAGUAUUAAAAAAAGUUACUUUAUCAUUUAUCCAUGAUUUUUAAAAUGUUUUUAUUGUUAUUCGCACUCUUCUGUUAUUUUCAAUUGCAGUUAUGGAGGGUCAGUUUUUACAAGAAUCUAUAAUUAGCACUUUAUGGCUUGUAGACAGGAUUGAUGUUGAAGGAAAAUUUCAUAUUAAGUUUAUUUAUGUCAUGCACUAUUCACUGUUCUGCAAACCCUACAUUUUUUCAUGAAUUAUUUUUUUAACCUGCAAGAAUAAUCACUAGCAUGCUCGAGGCUGAUUCAAUUUUGGAACACAAUUUAUGUCAACUCAGGUAGUCAGUUGGUUUUGGUGAGAACAGUCCAUAUUUAGAUUUGAAACCACUGAGUACAUGGAUGUGAACCAAGCAGAAGCAUUUUAUAAUAAGUAUAAUUUUUGAGGAACAAAAUUAUGUGUGGUCAUGGUGAGCUAUGUGCAUUGUCCGUUUUAAUUAUACGGGGAAAUGUCUCUAUUACCGUCAUUCCAUUCCUUUCAAGUUCCUCCAUGCUUCAUUUUUUGUAUACUGCUCAAAACAUUCUGUCUAGGUUUUCUCCUUGUAUUUUCUAUACAGUGCUGGCCAAAGUCGGUUUUCCUAUUAGACUUUGUGUAUGAGAGAGAGAGAGAGUGCGCCAUAUAAGCGUCGUUACAACGUUGCCUGGCAAUCACGGUGGGGGAGCGCGGUUGUAAUUCCUCUCUUUCUAACACGCUUCUCUCUCUCUCUCUCUCUCUCGUACAGAUGAAAAUCUAAAAGGGAAAAUGACUGGCCUGCACUGUAUAUAUGGCUUGUACAUAAAAAAUUGAGUUUUUACAUUAAGAAAUAAAGUUCAAAAUUUUUAGAAAAGUACCUUUGGUGAAUUAGAAUAUACAUAUUUAAAAAUAAAAUGAAGUUGUUAUUUGGCAUAAUUUUAUAUGAUGAAGCAACAAUGGUAAUUCAAAAAUUGUAAAUAUUUUUGUUCACAAUGUGUUCAUUAAAUCAAAAUAUUUUUUGUGAUUAAAUUUUGUUCAGUAGAUAUCGAAAGAUAUGGUGCUGUAAAGUGUUGUGCCAUGUUUUCAUUCCAUUCACGUCUUUGAUCAGAAUAGUCAAUAAUGAGGAUUCAAUAGAAGAAAUAUCAAACCCUAUUUCAUGAUUUGUGUUGUUUCUGAUGGCUCUUUUGAAUUUGCCAUCCCUUAUUUGGUGAUAAAUAUUAUAUUUGAUAUACUUUUUUGAUUAUCUAAUAUUAAAUAUAGAGCAUGUAUAUAAUAUUUAACACGUAUAUAGGCUAGUGUAAAUAAACAUUUUUUUAAG